Molecule: messenger RNA, 9745 nt
Organism: Homarus americanus (American lobster)
Lineage: Eukaryota; Metazoa; Arthropoda; Malacostraca; Decapoda; Nephropidae
Product: cyclin-dependent kinase 9-like
Exons: 12
Coding region: 490-1479 (329 amino acids)
Biological process (GO): protein phosphorylation
Cellular component (GO): nucleus
Molecular function (GO): cyclin-dependent protein serine/threonine kinase activity; ATP binding
Source: RefSeq, a predicted model, not a curated record
ACCACCAGAGAGGAGAGGAAGGAGCAGGAACAUGAGCAAGUUGUCUUACCACGACGAUCUUGAGUUUCCCUUCUGUGAUGAUGUUAUUAAAUACGAGAAGCUGGCAAAAAUUGGCCAAGGUACUUUCGGUUACAGAUUUGGAGCUCUGCUUUGACUGAGUCCACUUGCAGACGGUUUCUCUCGUUUCUCCUAGCUGAGGUCGUCAUUGAAAAAACUCGUUCUGUCUGAGCAUUGCUGCAUGAGAUAGAGAAGAUAUAAACGCUCACCGUCUUCAGGGGCUUGAAGCAAGAACAAAAAAGUCAACCACUCUCCACUGCGGCCUUGGGCAGACUGGCCAUCUCGGACGUGUUGAUGGUGUUGACAACUUGACUCGUACACUGCGUCUCAUCAGCAGUGUUGACAACGGCAACUACAUAUAAUAAAAAUAGUGAAGUGUUCAAAGCCCGUGAUAGACGAACAGGCAAAGUUGUGGCACUUAAGAAGAUUCUCAUGGAAAACGAGAAAGAAGGGUUCCCCAUCACAGCGCUACGAGAGAUCAGAAUCUUGAAGUUACUCAGACAUGACAAUGUUGUAAACCUUCUGGAAAUAGCUCGUACAAAAGGUCCACCACCCCCAGGACUUCAAAAGCCAGCAAAAGCAACCCCUCACAUGUCCAGUCUUUCUACAUUCUUCCUGGUGUUUGAAUUUUGUGAACACGACUUGGCUGGCUUGCUCUCCAAUGUCAACGUAAAAUUUAAUUUAGGUGAAAUUAAAAAGGUCAUGCAGCAGUUGCUCAAUGGGCUGUACUACAUACACUCCAACAAGAUCCUUCAUCGAGAUCUCAAAGCUUCAAAUGUUCUUAUCACAAAAAAUGGAAUUUUGAAAUUAGCCGAUUUUGGUCUGGCUCGAGCAAUUAGUACGAGUAGACAAGGACCAAAUAGAUAUACAAAUCGUGUUGUUACACUAUGGUAUCGCCCACCAGAGCUUCUUUUAGGAGAAAGAAACUAUGGUCCCCCAGUUGAUAUGUGGGGUGCUGGUUGUAUAAUGGCUGAAAUGUGGACCCGCACACCAAUACUACAGGGGAGUACCGAACAGCAUCAAUUAGCCCUCAUCACUAAGCUUUGUGGCUCUAUUACACCAGAUGUUUGGCCUUCUGUAGAAAAUUAUGACCUGUACAACAAAAUGGAAUUGGUUAAAGGACAACAGCGACGGGUGUGUGAGAGACUCAAACACUACGUCAGAGAUAAUCAGGCUUUAGAUUUGCUAGACAGACUCCUCACCUUAGAUCCACUUAAGAGAACAGAUUCCACUUCUGCUCUGGACCAUGAUUUCUUCUGGACAGACCCUAUGCCUGGUGAUCUGUCAAAGAUGUUGUCACAACACACUCAGAGUAUGUUCGAAUAUUUAGCCCCGGCAAGAAGACCGGGUGCAUCUAACCGACCAGUGAUUCAGCCUCGGCAAGCAGACACUGUGUCCUCUUAUCAAGAACGAGUAUAUUAAGGAGAGAGUGAGCUUUUAAAUUAGGUUAAAUAGAGUAUUAAUGUUAUUUUCUUUAUAAUACAUUUGUGGUUUAUGGGCAGGUAGUAAUGUUGAUUUUAGAUGAAGUGCAUAAUUAUCCUUCUGGCAAAAUCAUAUUUUUAUUUUGAUAAAAGGGUACAUAUAAAUGCCAAAUAUAUGUACAGUAUAUAAAUUAAUUGUUUUGUUUUGUUUUUUAAUUUGUUGGAAAAAAUUUGUAUGUAAUUGAAACUUGUAUUCUUUGGCUCUCAGGUUUUUAUGUUUUUAAGGUGAAUGAUGUAUAGCUGUAUGAUUAAUACCCAGUUAGGUGGUUAAGAUGGGUUAAUAGUAACUUGAACUAUCACCAUUGGUCAUUGGAGGCUGUUUUUUAUCAAGCCUUUUUUCAACGUACUGUACAUUUAAAUGACAUCCACUAGCCUUCAUCAGUAAUAUGAAUACUGCCUAGAAAUCUCAAUAAGAAUGAAAUAUUCAUAUGGACUGGAAUUAAAAAAUUGACACUGUACAAUCAAGGUCAUGAUACUUGUGAUGAUAUAGAAUAGAAGUGGAAGAGCUAAUGUAUUUUUCUGAUAGUAUCUGUAUAAAGUAAUAUUUCAGCUUGUGAUGUUGGUAGAAGCAUUAAGGAAUGUUAAUAGCAUGAUGCUUUUUUAUGACAAUUGUAAUGUUCUUAAUUAUUGAAAUAUAUUCUUCUUUGUCUCUACAUAACUCAUAGUGCACCAAAUGAUAGCAUUUUGGUGCAAGGCGUUAUUGCAUCUGCUCGUAAAUUUUCUUGUACAGGUAUCCCUCGAAAUAUGAAUGGGUUAUUUCUCCCUCAAAAAAAAAAAAAUAAAUAAAGUAAUUUUCUUAAAUUGAAUAACAGAGGAAAUGGGAAAAAUAGAGUUCAGCUCCCCAUUGACAAAAAUAUCCCAGUAUCAUAUCCUAAAAACACAAAAUUGGGUCACAAACAAGAAAAACUACCUACGGUAACUAAUGGUAAAUUGUACACAACUAAUGUAAUUUACUACCUAACUAAUGGUAAAUUGUACACAACUAAUGUAAUUUACUACCUAACACAUUAAAACAUCAAUAAAAUACUAUCAAGAUGAAAAUAUGCAGCUAAAAUUAUUAAAGAAAAGCUAAACGAAAGUUCAACACAGGCGCCAUUUGCAUAGGCGCAUGGCCACCCUCAAGCAACGCCAUAGCAACACUUCUGCCGACCUUUAGCAAUGCUGCCCCUCCUGCUCUCACACACAAAGAAAUGUUUAUUCCAUUUUUGUUUUUGAUAACUAUUUUUUUUAUUUAUUUUUGUACAUUAUAUAUGUAGGAUUGUGUGUUCAUGUAACUUAGUAAAAAAAAGUGAAGAAAGUUAAGUUUGUCUAUCCAAAACUACGAGUUGAAAAAUAUUCAUAACAUAACCCCCUCAGUUCAUCCUGCUAACUCUCGCUGGUGCAUGAAGAAAUGUUUAUUCCAUUAAUGUUUUUGACCGUAUGAUAACUAUUUUUUAUUAUUUCUUUUGCACAUUCUGUAUGUAGGAUUGUGUGUGCAUGUAACUGAAUUAAAAGAAUAAGAAAGUUAUGUUUAUAUACCUGAAAUUACGAGUUGAAAAAUAACCAUAACAUAACUAACUCCUACCUCAGCCUGGUAGGGAUAGCACUAGGGGGAUGUGGCCAUCUCAGCUGAUUCCCGGGGGCACAUGAUUUGAUUUGUUGCCGGACCCAAAUUUGUGUAAGCGGGGGAAGUGCUUGAGCGGGGAAGUGCUUGUAACACUUAAAAGAAGUGGUAAUUUAGGAACUUCAUAUAAGCGAAUUUUAGUAUCGUGAACGUUCUUAUAUCGAGGGAUACCUGUAUAACCUUACCAGCACAUUUCUUUACAGUAUGUCUUGUAAUUAAUUAUGCUUAACAUGAUGAGAAAUAGCCCUCCAAUUUUUAUUAUUAGUUUUUGAAAUACUGUACCAUGUAUUUAUGAAGGAAAUUUUUUAAUAUUUGGACAAUAUAUUGCAAUUACAGUCCAGUGAAAUGCAACCCAAGUGGAAUUUUGAUACGUAUAUAAAUAUUUAUCUCUGUUUAGACUUUCUCAGCUUGCUCUAGUGAAAUGCUGAAGCAGUACUAAUAUUGAUACAGUCCAAUGUUGUAAAUACAAUGUGUUGCUUACAAUAUACAGUAUUGAAAUUGUUCUUACCAAAGCUAAAAAGCUAUGAAAUGAGUGUUUCAUAUUGCAACAAUGCAGUAUUUAUUUGAUCAUAUUCAUACUGCAAGAACCUCAAGAUGAAAUGCCAUACAUUCUCGGGCUCCCUUCAUACUCUCUAAUCUUCUUUUUUUUCCCUGUUUCAACCUUUGUAUGUUCAUACUUUUUAAUUUUUAAUUUCCUUGCUUUCUCAUCUUUUUUUUUUUUUUUUACCAAAUAAUAUUUGCGUAGCUUUUUUCAUCGCUAGACUAGCUGGUAGAAUUCUUCAACUGUAGCCUGUGACAGGAUCGCCCAUUGAAGUGAGCUAUCUUUAUAUAGUAGUACAGUAUAGAAUCCUUGUUCAUACUCAAGAUGACUGAUGAAGCAAUAGAACUUGGGUGUCAUGGAUCAUACGUGAUCACUAGCUGGUGGUGCUCCUGCUUGUCCUACCAUCUAUUGAGGAUGGGGGAAAUUGUUUAUUUUCAUCAGCUGAUAGAUUGUGUGUGUUAGAUAUUAAACCGUUAAAGAUAUAGUUAAUGAAAUAUAUUAAAAAUAGUCAAUGGUUCUCUAAGAAAUUAAAUAAAAAACAAAUUUAAUGGUGCUCUCAUGCUAAAGGUCACAGCCUCAAGGUAAAGAAGCCACAAUGACAUUGAAUGCUGCAACACCACCGAAUGUGAGCUCCUUUAUGACCACACUUGACACAACUUUUGGUACAUUCCAGAGCAUUCCCUAAAAAUCUUUUUACCCUGACUAACUAAUAAUGACAGAAUGUGAAAUUUGAGCACAAACUUCGAACAGUGAACAGGUAUACAAUAGGUCUAUAAAUGGAGAUUUUUUAACUCUUUACCGGUGCUGAUUGGUUGAUGAUGUAAAGUUGUAAACAAAUCCCACUGGAGUAUGAUCACAAUACAAACAAUAAUUUAGAUCUUUUGAAACACUUUAUUUUUUUUUUCGGACUUUGUUAUUGUGAAGAAUCAUUCCCAGAUGAUUUAUUAAUAGAGGUAUUACGGUUCUCUCUUGUGUGCUCCUACUUGUUUUCUUAGCUCCUUUCUUUGACUUGUAGAGCUCACUGUUGACCCCCUUAUAAGGCUUCAGUACUGUACAACUUGAUCCACCCAACACAAUAGUGAGAGAGGAGUAAGAGAAAUAUAUUGUGGGCUAACUUUAUAAAUUUAAUGUGGAAAUGGUGAAGACGACGAAUGUGUUGAGUUGAUUGUUUCUUUUUUUUUCUUAAACAAACUUUAUAUAUAACUGUAUUUGUUAUAUAUCUUUACAUAGAUAGCUGUGACAUCUGUAUUGAGAAGACCAAUUCCUUUUAUGCCCUCUUGUAAAAUCAGCAUGGGGCAUUAGUGUUUGAGUACUGUAUAUCUGGCCCUCUGUUUGGUUAUUUUUUUUUACCUAGUUAGGCAUACAGUACUGCACUCCAUUUUUACGGUAUAUUUAAAAUUAUUUUCUUGUUCUUUACAUUUUCUCUUUUAUACCCCUGUUGGUGUCAGCAAGGGAUGUUUUUGUUUUGUUUUUUUUACUUUGGUUAAAGUUGUUCCCAUUUAGGUGGGCCAAAUAUUUAAAGAAAAGAAAAAAUCAGUACAGUGGACUUUGGACUUAUAGGAAUGAAGUGCUCUUCAUAAAGCUUUAAAAUGCAUGUUAAAGUUAAUAUACAUUAUUAUCAUCGUCAUGAUCUCUCUGAUGCCAUAUUGCUUUUUUACCACUUGCCCUUCAGGACUGUGCAGGUGUUGUUGGCUGCCCUGUUAGUUGUUUACGUACUAUGCUUUUUCAUGCAACAUCUCUGGAAAUAUGCAAGAUAAUCACCUUAAUCCCCACUUCUUAUAAAUCUUCAUGAUUUCCAGUUGUGCACUGGCUAGUCAUAUAAUGAAAUUUUGUUCUUGCUUGCUUUUAGGUCCAUCAGUUUUGCAGCAUUUGGGUUGUCAUUUACUUUUAGAAUCCCUGAUUUGGUGAGGUAUGUAAUGUUUGAGUUGUGCACACAUAUACAGUUAUCCUUUUUCUAGCAGACUGUGAUGUGGAUUUUUAUAUAUAAUUUUAGCUGUUUGGUGGUGGUAUGCAUGUUCAGUUGAUUUAUUCACACGUAUAGUAUGUUAUUGGUAAUUAUCAUCUCAUAGAAACUGUUUCCUUAAAUGAUGACAACAUCUUCAGUACAUUAGGUAGCAAUGAUUAUAAUUUUCUGAAAGUCUAACAGAAACAUUAAAGAAGCAAAACAAUCUGGAUCUUGCAGCACUGUAUAGCAUGAACAUACGGUACAGUAAACCCUUGCUAUUCACGAGUGUUAGGUUUCAAGGAAUGGCGUGAAUUGGCAAAACCACGAAUAGCAACUUAUACUACCUUAUUGCACAACUGUAUACCUAUACUGUACUGUGCAUGAGAAACUUAAGUCACUAAUACUAUUUACACUGUUAUGUGGAAGUUUGGAGCUUGAUAAAGUAGUGUACUGUACAUAGGGAGUCAUCUGGUUACUGAAGCACAGGUGGUAUCAUCAGGAUCAGUUCGAAGAGGGUGAUGCAGUGGUGGUUGGUGGGGAGGUGGGCGGCUGGGAGGUGGCGUGUGGCUGGGAGGCGGCGUGUGGCUGGGAGGCGGGUGGUGAGGAGGAGGGUGGAGCAGCAGCGGUAGCAGCUGACUGAGUGAGGGAGGGAGACGAAUCAGCUGGGCGAGCGGCUGGUUCUUUCUUGAAAAACAUCGUGAUUGGUACAGUAGUUGUUUCCUCUUGGCUUUGAGGUCUUUAAACAUUUCUUGGUAGGGAAACAAUACCUGGUUGAUUCCUCGGGCCAUCUUUAGGCUCCGUUCCCUGGAAGGGUCGUGGUCAAUGAAAUCAGUUACCACCUUCACAUGUCGAAAUAGUUCACCAAAGUUGUUCAAGCCCCAACCUUCUUGUUGCAAUUCAUUUCUUCCUCUUCAUCUUCCUCAACACUUAUUACCAACUCUUCCAAAUCCUCUUUUGUCAGUUCCUCUUCAUGCCCAUCAAUCAGCUCUUCCACGUCUUCAGCAGCCACGUCCACAAAUCCCUCACCACCAAAUUGACGUGCAACACUCACAAUGUCAUUCACAUCCUUUACUAUGGACAGAAAUCCCUGGAAGUUAUUCACACACUCAGGCCAUAAGGUUUGCCAACAAGCAUUCACUCUCUGGUUUGAGUUUAUUGAAUGCUUCACUGAUGUUGGUAAUGCAGUCCUCGAUGCCGUAUUCCUUCCAAUACUUGCUAACAUCAAGGUCAGGGUCUGUGUCCAUGUCAUUAUGGAUAUGACCAAAAGAGCGUCGGGUGUAAUAUGCCUUGGAGGUGCGUAUUACACUCUGAUUGCGAGGCUGAAUAAGAGCAGUGGUUUUAGGGGGUAGGAACACCACCUCUACACCUGAAUGUCUAAACUGCAAACUUUUUGGGUGGCCUGGUACAUUAUCUAUCAAUAAUAACACCUUGAAUUCCGUCUUCUUGGAAGCCAGGUACUUUUCCACUUCCGGGAUGAAGCAUUUAUGGAACCAAUCCAGGAAUGCUUGCAUAGUUAUCAAUGCUUUUUUGUUGGACUGCCAAAAACUGGCAAAGGGUUCUUGUUUUUUUAACCUUUAAAGCCCUAGGGUUUGCUGAGAGGUAAAGCAAAGCAGGUUUGAUCAUGUGGCCGGCCGCGUUGCCACAAGAUGAUCGUUACUCUGUCCUUGGCUGCCUUGAAUCCAGGGGCACGCCUCUCCUGCUUGUUUAUGUACGUUUUACCAGGCAUCUUUUUCCAAUAUAGACUGGAUUUAUUGGCAUUAAACACUUGCUCUGGUCUAUAGCCUUUCUCUUCUAUUAUUUUCUUUAACUUUGCAGGAAAUGCAUCUGCGGCUGUGUGGUCAGCUGAUGCUGCCUCCCUAGUCGGUUUCACAUUAUGGAGAGAGAAUAUUUUCUUAAAAUUCUGGAACCACCCUUGACUGGCACUAAAAGUUGGUUUGGUAGCCGCACUAGCUCCUUCACGAGGGCUCUGAGAUGAUACCACAGAACUAGAGAAUGAAAUUUGGCAUGAAAAUUCAUAAUAUUCCGAGUCAAAUGUUUUUAUUGGGCAUUUCCUUCUUAAUAAUUAUCAUGUUUACAUUUAAUAUACUCUUUUAACCUUUUGAAGGCAGUGGUGGCAGCUCAUGAUGUUACUCACUGGACGAGUGAAUAUUGAAAAAAAAAAAAAAAUUAAGAACGUUUGAAUCUUACCACAAACAAUGAUUCACUCCAAUCCCAUGUCAAAACCACACGAGUGGAGACGUGGCUCAUGGAAGCUACCCAAGUACAUUCUUAAUCCUUGUCAUUCAAAUUCCUUUAAAAUUUACUAGACAGUUUGUCAUCCUCUUUUAUAUUACUUUCACUAUGCAUGGGAAGGUCAUUAUUGUCUCACAAAUCAAAUACCUGUAUAAUGGUGUCAAUUUCCUCCUGCAUUGAGCACUACAUACGAACAGGUGUGUUAUGUCUCUUCUGAUCAAUGGUCCAGCCACUACUAGUGGGCAAGAGGCCUACACUGCUUCAGGACAGUUGUCAGAAGGCUCAGCAAAGAAAUAAAAGCAAAUAAAAUAAAUAAAUGAUAAAUUGGGCCUGUGAAACAUAUAAUGCAUCAGUUGCAUGAAAUGUUUGGUUUAUACUGCGUCUGUUACGGAAUAUGUUGGCAAAGGGUUAGCGACAAUAGAUCCUUUAUGUUUCCUUAAUGGCACAAUAAUUUGAACCAAUACGUCUUCACCACCAUCUCCUCUUGCUGACUGGUUGUUUAUAGACUCAAACUAAACUUCUUCAUCAUAUUAAUCUGCAUCUUUACUCCAUUAAAAUAUCAUCCAUCCUUCCCAUUUUGUUGUGCAUUUCCAUUUAUGUCUACAAAAUGCAAGAGUAUGUGAGAGAAUGUGAGGUAACCUAAGUUCUUGCACUUGGAUUUAUCUUUAAGUACAGUAUAUCUGUGUAGUUUUGCUUUACCCAGAUUCAGAGCUCAGCAUUACAUCUUAAGCAGUUCAUAAGCUUUUUGGUUUCCAACUAUAGUAUACAACCUUGGAUGUUGAAAGUUCAAGAACCAUUAUAAAAACAUUGUUGAAGAAGUCGGCCUGUUGGUUUACCACUUUCAAAUCACUGUGUUGGCAAAGAUGUCACUUUUUGCACUACACAUGUACUAUAAGCCAAGGAUAUGGGAAUUCUGUGUGGAGUAAAGAUAAUAGAAACAAAUAUGUCUUAGCAAGUAUACAUGAGAUCAAGGAACACCAAAAAUUGAAAGAAAAAAAAUGACUAAAGGAAAAAGUACCAAGUGGGAGGACCUGGAAAAAGUACCAAGUGGGAGGACCUAAUAGAGAUAAGUGAAGGAUAUAAGAGGGGUUCAGGAGUUGGUGCAAUAUUAUACUGUAUUAAUUGGAAAUGUGAGCCAACUAUUCCUGUAGAGCAGUGGUCCCCCAACCUCUUGUGGGCUCUGGGCCACAUUUAUCAUUGUAAAUAUUGUGGAGGGCACCAAAACUUUGGAUCUACAUUCAAGAAAACAAAAAUCUCAUUUGGUAUAUGUACAGUCAUUUGCAGUUUCACAAUGUUACCACUUUCAUAUUUUAUACAUUUACUUUUGGACAGGACGUGUGUAUUUACUCCAGUGAGAAGGCUGGCUCUCUCUCUGGGCCCGGUCUGGGGUAAAUACACACACCUUGUACACGACAGUUGUAUCAAGUUAUUAUGUAUUUUCUUUAAUUUGACUCUUACAAAGAAUCCAAAAUAAUUCACAAUUUACUAAUAAACCUUUGUGGGCUCCAUAAUAUGUCAUGAACUACAGGUUAGGGACCACUGCUCUAGAGGAAUGAAUGACCCUCUGUGGUAUGGGUUAGCAAAUUUGGGGAUCGCUUGUUAUUGACACUGUCUUAUAAUUAAUUUAGUAUAAUUUGUGAUCAUCUAGAAUUUUGAUCAGAUAUGUUGAUUCAAUUCAUCAUCACACAUAAAUCACAUAGUUAUCCAUACUAUUGUGUUGGAUGAAGAAAUAAGACUGGGUAACUCCAAGCAGUAUAAUAGUUCAGUCUCCUCUACAUGGGAUGACAGAAUUGACAUAAAACUUACAAAGAAACUAGUAGUGAAAGUAUAAGGAUAGUACAAACUAAUACAAUUAUUUUAAUAAAUAAAACAGAUCAGUAAUGAAA